UCCUAUUUUCUCAUCAUGUGUUCAUCUUAAUAAUUUAUUUUCCUUUUUCAUGAUCAUCUCCAUUUCUCUCUGUCUCUCUCAUGGAUUCUCAUCAUCUUGGAAACCCUUCUCAUCCAUUUCAUCAUCUAUUCUUGAUUCAAGAAAGUUCAUCUAAUUUCUAGUAUCAUCUGGAUCCAUUUAGAUGUAACCAUCAGCUGAGUAACAAUCAAUUUAUUGCUGUGUCAUUCAUUAUCUACCCUUUUAGUUGAUCAUCUUGAUCCUUUUAAUUUCAUCAAUGUUUCAUUCACUUGUCAUCUUGUCUUCAAACUGAACAUCACUUUCCAUUGUUUACCUUUUUUUUUAUUGACCAUUGAUUGUUGAUCCAUCUUACCUUUGGUUUACCUGAGAAGAUCCUUUUCUUUUGUUUUAGAAAAUUAAAUUCUAUUCUUUAAAUUGUUUCAAAUCAUCAAAACAACAAAACCAUGGAUUCAACUAAAAACCAUUCAAAUCAAUUGACCUCUUAUGAAGCUGACCUUUCUUGUUUAUCAACUGAAUCAACUGGUCAAGGAAAUAUUGUUUACCUUUUGAUUUAUGAUCUAUCUCAUGGAAUGGCGAAACAUUUUUCUUACCUUUUACUUGGUAAACAAAUCGACGCCAUUUAUCAUACAAGUAUCGUUUAUUUUGGUAAUGAAUAUUUCUUUGGACAAGAGGGAAUCGCUGUGAUGCCUUAUUAUGAUGGUUCUAAUCCAAUGGGUCGACCUACUUCUCAAAUUGUUCUUGGAUACUCGGAAAUACCUUUCGUCCUUUUCCAGGAAUAUAUCAACACCUUAAAUUCAACUUCUUUCGGAGUUGGAACUUACGAUUUAUUCAAACAUAAUUGCAAUAACUUCAGUAACGAAGUGGCUCAAUUCUUGACAGGAAAUGGAAUCCCACCAGAGAUCAUCAAUUUACCCUCUGAGGUUCUCUCAACGAACUUUGGACAAAUACUCUCCCGUUAUCAGAGUCCGAUAGAAAACUCGAUUAAUCAAAGUGUUACUGGUAAUUCAUUUUUAAGUGAUCAAUCGAACCCGCUACCACCAACCUUGCUUGAUAAUCCUCUUAACAGCAAUUCCAAUUCGAAUAGUUUUGUUAACAAUACUCAAUCCAUUGGAUCUUCAUCAAUUUCUAACAAUCCUUUUGAAUUAUUGUUAAGCCAACGAACGACUCACCUGGACAGUAAGGACAUGUCAAACCCUGAGGGAGACAAUAAGAAGAACCCGGAAGCGACACAAGAAAAGGAGGAGUCAGCAGCUGAUCAAGACUCUGAUGAAAGAGUAGAAAUCAAACCCAAGCGAAAAGCUCCUAAAUACGAUGACCCACCGAUCGUUUAUGCCGAUGUUGAUGGUGUUUCAGCGAUCAAGAAAAUAUUAGAACUCGUUGGCGAUGCUUUGAGUGAGGAAGAGCGUCGGCUAAUGGACGAUUGGACUGAUUAUCUGAAAACCGAAGGUGAAGCCUGGAAGAUUGAUGAUGAUCACCUUAGCUUAAUUUCACGCCUUCUAAAUGGAGAAGAUGGUAAAUUUCCCCCCAAUGUACCACUUCUAACCUUAGAGAUCCUUCAAUCGGCAGCAUUGAAAGAUGACUUUGUUCUGGCUCUUCAUGGUGAUCGUAAAAAUCAUCGAUUGAUGAGUUAUAUUUACAGAAUUGAAAGUCUAACUCUUGCCGAACAGGAAGAACUCGGCAAACUUUUAUGCAACUUCUGUGGUCAACCAUGUUCGUUUGACUGGCUAAUGUAUAUAUCCGAAUGGAAUGAACCUGAUGGAACUCCAGCCAGUAACUGUAGAGUGACCAUUCGAGUCGCCGUUCACGCUCUUCUCAAUGAUAAACUAACAACUUUACAGAAAGUUGGUGUUGAUCUAAUUUUUAACCUUUCGUUGAGAGAACUUUUCGAGGAAUCAGCCACCGAACUAGCAACCGCAAUUCUACAAUAUCUUCAUGGUAAUUUGGAAGAAGAUCGAGUUUUCCUCUGUCUAACUGCUUUAGUGCGAUUCAUGGCAAUCAGUUUAAAUGAAGUUCCAGCAUUAACUCAAAUGCUCGGUCCUGAUAUCAAUAAAUUUCGAGGUACAUCCAAGCGGAUUGAUGAUCUUGUUGAACAAAUCAACAUGAGAUUAGCUACAAUUAACGCUAAAGGAUCCGAUGAUUAACCAAAAUCAAGUUUACUCUUCUCUUCUUGGACACUAAUUCUUGAAAUUAUUACUAUAUUAUUAUUAACGAAAUGGGAAUGAAAUGGUUACAUUGAUUGUGAAAGCGAAAUUUACAUAAAAGAAGAGAAAUCAAUUCAAUUGGAAUCAACAACAAUCUACAUAAUUAUACUUUUCGAUUCAUUUAUAUUUUUCCUUUCCUUCUAUUUGCUAAUCAACUACCACCAGUUCUAAAGCAUUUUUAAUUCAACGAUUCAAUUAUUAUUAUCAAGCUGAAAAUUCAAUUGAAAUUUAAUCCGUUGUUUAUGAAACAACAAACGAUUAACAGUUAAUAAAAUUACCUCCAAAUUUUUA
Molecule: messenger RNA, 2510 nt
Organism: Panonychus citri (citrus red mite)
Lineage: Eukaryota; Metazoa; Arthropoda; Arachnida; Trombidiformes; Tetranychidae
Exons: 8
Coding region: 462-2159 (565 amino acids)
Biological process (GO): protein modification by small protein removal
Molecular function (GO): peptidase activity
Source: RefSeq, a predicted model, not a curated record